This is a messenger RNA of Colletotrichum scovillei, 1525 nucleotides long. RefSeq names its product C6 zinc finger domain-containing protein. Gene Ontology annotation, biological process: positive regulation of transcription by RNA polymerase II. Gene Ontology annotation, cellular component: nucleus. The record is from RefSeq and is a predicted model, not a curated record. The transcript has 3 exons. NCBI's taxonomy places the organism in Eukaryota, Fungi, Ascomycota, Sordariomycetes, Glomerellales, Glomerellaceae. The coding region runs from base 128 to 1525 and encodes 465 amino acids. Gene Ontology annotation, molecular function: transcription cis-regulatory region binding; zinc ion binding; DNA-binding transcription factor activity, RNA polymerase II-specific.
GGGAAAUAUCUAGUAGUCAAUAUUUCCUAUCGACUUCAUCAAUAUCUAAGCGCGCUCAAGCUAGCCAUUCCUGUUAGCAAAGCCAGACAUCAAAAAUCAACAUAAACCACCUUGCCCAGGCACAAGCAUGUCAACUGCAACAGAUCAGCAAAACCUGCCACAGGAAGGUGCACGCUACCCGACUAAGUAUCGCCGCAACAUUCCUAGGUCAAAGAAUGGCUGCUUGACAUGCCGCGCUAAACGGAAGAAGUGUGACGAACGCAGACCAUGUUGCACGUCUUGUGUCCGCACCAGACGGGAGUGCACAUGGCCUGCUUCUGCAGAAGAUAUCGCCAACAAGAGUACCAAAGACAUCCUCCUAAACCAAACACCGUCAAUGAGUGAAACCUCUGAAAGCAACCGGUCUUCCCAGCAGCAAACAACGCUACCUAGUCGACCUAGAACAACAGUUCUGACGACGGCAUCUAUCCCGGAAGUACUUGAGACCUCACCGUCUUUGCGCGCAUCUCUCACUUUCGGUACUCUUUCAAACUUAAGCAGCAGUUCAAGGCCGCUGUAUGAUCAAUACCUCGAUAUGACCGCUGAGCUACUGGCUCGUGGUCCUAGUGCAGAUGGUAACCCGUUUAUCAACUACGUGCUACCUCUAGCAGCUUCCGAUAGCCUCGUGAUGGACUGCGUUCUCGCUAUCGGAGGGGCACAUAUGGCCGUUUUAGAGCCUGAACGCCCGCAGUUGGAAGUCAUGACUCGAAGGCAUUAUGCCCGGCUGCUGGAAGGACUACGAAAAGCACUCUGUGACGAUACGGCGUGUCCAUUUGGCGAACGCGAUGAGGACAAAAAGCUCUACACGCUUCUGAUUCUCAUUAUGCUAUGCAUUUUCGAAGGGGUCCAGGGCGAUAAUUCGGGGGCCGUCUAUCAUCAUAUUCGAGCUAGCCGUCAUUACGUGACGGAAUUGGCAGCUGAGGCCUACAAGCCGUCAGCUUCAAAGAAGACUGAGCAUAUCCGUGGCUUUCUCCUGGAGAUAUACGCCAUGUUCGCUCUGAAGCUAUCAGUCACGCCACGAGGCUUGCAAGAAGAGAACCCCGUGACGCUGGAUCCUUUCCUUGGCUCUCUGGAAUUUCUGAGCCAGUUCAAGUCGCGAGGAUUCAUGCUAGGUUUCGGCCAUGGACUCUUUGCCAUGAUACCAGAUGUCUCAAACCUUCUUGAGAAGCGUAGGAAAGAGGAACUGAGUGGAUCCAUGUCCGAUGGUCUCUUCCAAUCUUACAAGUCAUUCCUGAAGAAGCUAGACUCAUUGGAUGCCUCAUCCGACAUUCUAAGAGACGAAGACGCAUGCCCGUCCUACCAACAAUCAACAGCCGUCGCCAUUUACCGCACAGCUCUAAUUCUCAUCCUCCAUUCUGCCUUUCACGAAGAUAUGUAUAAGAACGCGGAACUCCUUGCUGAGAUUGAAUCUCGGAUAGACAAGAUAUUGCCUCUGUGCUGGGCCGAUGAUGCUGUGGCCGGGGUCGAUCUUGGCAUCAUGUUGUAA